This is a messenger RNA of Toxorhynchites rutilus septentrionalis, 1548 nucleotides long. RefSeq lists its product as uncharacterized. The transcript has 4 exons. Lineage: Eukaryota; Metazoa; Arthropoda; Insecta; Diptera; Culicidae. The coding region runs from base 312 to 1283 and encodes 323 amino acids. The record is from RefSeq and is a predicted model, not a curated record.
GACGGCUGGCCUCCCAAACAUGAUCCAAUCUGUCAAAUAACCAGCGAAUAAUUUCAAACUGCAUAUUCUGCUUGGUUUUGCUGCAUUGAACUGUUUUGGUUUUCUGAUAAUUUAUCCUUCAAAAUGGUACCCACAAGCGUAAUUUGCUAGUGUGCACGGACAGUGGAAAUCCAAGACCCACAAACGGCCUACCGGGCAGCACAAACUGUGCGGAAAGUGAGUGGAUCUGACUUUUCGCCAAGGCAAUUUGUUGUUUACAUAUUUUCACAUUUGCUCUCGGUUUUGGAGUGAAUUUAACAAACGACAGCGGAAUGGACAAUUGCCAUAACUAUGCUACAACCUCGAAAAAGAAGAGGAUUCCCAUUUCGGACGAUAUUCACAUUAUUAUUAAGAAGUUUCGGGAUAAGGACAAACACGAUGAAAAGCCUUCAAAUUCUGGUGAUCAUGACUAUGAUGAUGAACACAGCAUGGAUUCAGAAGAGUUGAAAAGGAUUCGUUCAGCUGAACCUUCCUCGACGUGUGUUGGGGCGAGCACUUCGUCCAGUAAUAGUAGCGGUACUCUGGGAGCUAUUGGCACUAUAAUGGCGGGAAGUGUUCCUAUCGGAGCGUCCAGUUCGGCAGUUCAACAACCAGCUGCAUCUCAAUCCGACGAUAUCAAACUGAUACUGAAAAAGCUGACAAACAUCGAGGACUUGCUGAAGGUGGUGGCUGAGCAGAGUUUCAAUCGUUUAGCGGCGCUAAAGCAGGAAGCGGCCAGCACUACCACAGUGGUACCGACAACAGCGGCAAGUCUUGGCUUGAUAGCGGCAGAUCCUACCUGCAUCAAUGUAGAAUCCACAUUCAAGUUUCCCAUGCGGACACUGAAAGAACUGAUCGAACUGAACAAGGGGAUAUGUAGCGACGAGAGUUUGUACAACAAACUAUUCGAGCAUCUCACCAAAAUUAAGUUGGAAUGCGAUGAGAACAUAGUAAUGAAUGCUCUCAGCAUGAUAGUCAGCGACGAGGUACUCGACGCGGUCAGUUGGGACGGCGGGAAAAAGUUCAAAUUAUCUUCGCUUGUGAUUUUUAGCGAUUCUCUGUACGUGGCCUGGUUCAAGGAUAAACUGAAAUACGACGAGUACGUGGCAGAGAUGAAGGAAGCCAUCGAAAAGUCCCACCGGCGAUACGCUAAAGCGAAGACGAAAAAAUUCACCCAGCAGCACCAAACGUUGACACUAACGACAGCCAGUGGCGCAACUACGACCGCAACCGUCGUAAGCGAUGGGCAACUCUUUCUGUCGUAGUUCCCCCCUACUGGCAGAUGCAAUAAGCAGCGCACCCACCCGCAGCGAUAGGUUUCCACUCAUACCGGAGCUUUUAAUUGUUUGUUUUGUUCCUUGAAUGCCGUUGUUCGCGACCUUAUACAAUAUAGUCACCGGGAGCAGAAACGGUUUACACUACUGCACUUCCCCCCUCUAGAGAGUAGCUCUCCGUGAUUUGUUGGUUUUGUUGUGUAUCUUCCCCCCAAUUACUAAUCAAAACGGAGAAUAAAAAUAUGUUUGAAACAAA